UGAGGGUCGUUUCUGAUGAGUGUGCGCUUCUGUGCAAAAACACCGGAAGUAGCUUACUGAACAAACGGAAACGACAUCUCGACUCGAUCAUCCGCGAUGUUUUUUUAAGGAUUACUAUUUACAGUAACUCGUAUGAUGUGAAGCCACUCUAAAGAGACCUGCCUUGAUGUCACAAUGGACACUUCAUGUAAUUUACUUCUACUCUUGAUGUUUUUGCACUAUGCAGUAGGUUUCACUAAUAGUUGUGUGAAGAUCCAUCCAGACUCCAGCAGUAACAUUGUUCUUGAGGUGGGAAAAGACUUCACCGCGACAUGUCACCUGCGUGAAGGGUCCACUUACACCUCAGAUGAUAUUGAAUGGCUUUCGGAGAACGGCAGCAUUCCAAAGCAGUUUUACCACAGAAUAAAUGAAACGGCUGUUAGUGUUACUGUUAACAUCGACAGUGACAUGAACGGUUGGUUGCGGUGCAGAGCCACCAAGGAUUCCCUGUCAUACGUAAAUCCAUGUGUCUAUGGAAUCUCACUCCAUACGGGAUAUCCUCCAUUGAAACCAAAGAAUCUGUCAUGCAUUGCUGUGCAAGAGGACAAGGAUAUUUCCCCUAACUUAAACUGUAGUUGGGAUCCAGGAUCGCGAAACCCGCUGAUCGAUACAACUUACACCGUUUAUGCCAACGUACUUGGGACCACUCAAAAACAUAAAGCUGACUGUAAUCAGCAUCUUGCCAGAUCCUGCGUCGUCAAUCUGGAAACCUUUCCAAUUCAUAUGAUUUUAAAAGUCUGGGUUGAAGUGAAGAAUGCUCUGGGGUCAGAGGAGUCAGAACUUCUAAAUGAUUCAUCUUAUUUUGCAAAACCAAAUCCUCCACUGAAUGUCCAAGUCCUCGCUGAAGUUAACAUCCCUACAUCUCUCAUGGUUACCUGGAAACAUCCCAUUGACAGGACCAUUAUGAAACUCUCUUAUGCCAUCAGAUACCGCAAAGCAGCAUCUGAUGUUUGGAUCGAGGUGCCGGAGAGCUUCACCAGAGGGUACAUAGAGUCGUUCAGACUGCAGUCUCUGGAGCCGUACACUGAAUAUGUGGUGCAGAUGCGAUGCAUUGAAGAAAGUAAAAGCAGUUACUGGAGUGACUGGAGCCUCAAUGUUAAAAAUAGCACUGCAGAAGCCAAGCCAGCAAGCGCACCAGAUCUUUGGAGAAUCAUUCAGCCCACUUCUUAUAAUAGAAAUGUCACACUAAUAUGGAAGGAUCCUGUAAAAGCUAAUGGAAAAAUAUUGUUGUAUAACUUGAGUAUCAACCAGGAUUACAAAAUGUUUGAAAGCCACAGUAUAACAGCAGAUAAUAGCCAGAAGUAUUGGAUGGAGCUGCCACCAGGAAAAAUGGCCAAUAUUGAAAUAACUGCGUUCAAUUCAGUUGGAGCGUCUCCUAAAGCAUCUUUGUUCAUUCCAGGAUCAGAUAAAGAGCUUCCUGGCGUGGAGGAUAUGAGCUGGUCUGUACUUGAUGAAAAGCCAGAGCCGAAGUUGCAGGUGAAGUGGACUGCUGUCCUGCCUCCUCAUCCCACUUUACAACUCUCCGAAUACCUCCUGGAGUGGGUGAAAAUCACACAGUCUGUGCAUCAAACAGAGCUGCAGGUCGGCUGGCAGAGAGUCCCUAAAAAUGUCAACAUCACCACACUAAAUGCUGAUUUGAAGGAAUACAUGCGGUACAACAUAUCAGUGUAUCCAAUUUACAAGAAUCAUUCAGGACACAGGCUUUUCCAAGCAGGACGUCCCGUGACCAGACCAGCCUACAUUCAACAAGGACCUCCAAAAGAGGGUCCUACUGUCACAGUGAAAAAAUCCAAGAAGAACAGUGCCGAGCUGACGUGGAAUGAGAUUCCUCUAGACAGCCAGCAGGGUUUCAUCACCAACUACAACAUAUCCUAUGCCAUCGGGAACACUAAGCAAUGGAAAUCUGUGAUGGUGGACCCUAAUGUCCAUUCACACGUGCUGACGGAUCUGGCCAGUGAAACCGAUUACUUGGUUAACGUCUGGGUGUCAACAGAAGCAGGAUCUUUCAAAGGCACUGAUUGUACUUUCAAAACUAUGAAGUACGGUGAUGGAGAGGUGGAGGUGAUUGUAGUUGUGGUUUGCCUCGGCUUCCUGUUCCUGACCGUCUUUAUCAUAAUGUUCUGCCUUCGGAAAAGAGAAGUGAUUAAGAAGAUGUUGUGGCCGCAGGUUCCAGAUCCGUCUGACAGCUCCAUUGCCCACUGGUCACCUGAUUUCCCCAUAAAGGCCGACCUGCCCAAAGAAGAUGUCAGCGUGGUGGAGGUGGACGUGUUUGACGGCAAGUCCCUGUGCGAGGAAGAAAAGGGCAUGCUGCCGCUGAAGAAGGACAAGUAUCUGUCGGAGGAGCACAGCAGCGGCAUCGGAGGCUCGUCCUGCAUGUCUUCGCCCCGGCACAGCGUGUCGGACAGCGACGAGGGCGACUCGGGCCAGACCACGUCCAGCACCGUGCAGUACUCCACCGUGCUGGGCAGCGGCUACAAGGGCCAGACUCCCAGCCACCAGCCUCCAGCGUUCGCUCGCUCCGAGUCCACACAGCCGCUGCUGGACUGUGAGGAGCAUCCAGACCCUCUCAAAGAGAGCCAGUCCAGGAGCUCAUACUUCAGACGCGGCCGAGAGCUGGAGCCCGGUGUCCUGGCUCCGGAGUGUGACGGAGGCUCGCUGACCUUCUGUCCGGUGCAGGAGGAGGAGGUGUCUCCCGUCACAGAGGAGCCACCCGCCUCCGCCUUGAGUUACAUGCCGCAGAAGAGCGGCUACCGACCUCAGUAAAAGACGCUGGUGCUUUAGAGACGGCCCUAAGCUACUGUAUCUGAAUGUGCCUGUCACCGACUUUUAUGUUUGGCAUUUGAACAGGAUUGCAAGCUUAUUCCAGAUGUGUAUGUAACACUAGACUGCUCACACUGCCAUGUGCCUUCAGAUGGAGAACGACUGCUUGUAACUCCAGCCACUUCCUUCUUUCUGACUGUUGUUCUGAACCGCAUGCAUGUUUUGUUGUAUCAUUGUGUAAAAAUGUGGAUUUUCAUCUCAAUUUCACUGCAGGUCAAACGUUUUGAACAGGAAGAUCACUUCCGCUCACCAAGCCUGCAUUUAUUUGAUCCACAGCAAAAGCAGUAAUUUUGAGAAAUAUUUUUAGUAUUUAAAAUAACUGUUUUCUAUUUGAAUAUAUUUUAUAAUGUAAUUUAUUCCUGUGAGUUCAAAUCUGAAUAUUAGCAUCAUUUCUCCAGUCUUCAGUGUCACAUAAUACUUUUUUUGGAGGGGGGGGGGUUGAAUUAUGGAAAUAAAUACUUUUAUUUAGCAAAGAUGCUUUAAAUUGAUCAAGACUGAUGCUUAAGACAUUUAUAAUGUCACAGAAGAUUUCUGUUUCAGAUAAAUGCUGUUCUUCUAAACUUUCUAUUCAUCAAAGAUACCUGAAAAAAGCUACUUUUCAGCAUAAUUGUUUUAAAACAGCAAAUCAUCAUAUUCGAAAGAUUUCUGAAGACUGGAGUAAUGAUGCUGAAGAUUCAGCUGCGCAUCACAGGAAUUAAUUACAUUAUAAAAUACAUUCAAAUUGAAGGUUAUUUAAAAUUUCAGACUUUUACUGUUUUUGCUGUACUUUGGAUCAAAUAAAUGCAGGCUUGGUGAGCAGCAGAGAAUUCUUAAAAAAAAAAAACUUGACUGAUAGUGUAGCUGUUGCUGAUUUCUUGCCGAUUGGUCUGUGGCUGGUGAAUGUGCGAUUUCACUCGCUUCCUGCAUAGACACAGCGUUGUUUAGAAAUUAUGAACAAUCUGUGCCAAGUUGCAUUAUGGUAUUGACACACAUUACUGAUAAUAGUAUUUUAAAUAUGAAUAUUUUUAACAAUAUGCAACGGAAUGCCGACCCUAGCUUGAGUUAACCUUGCUUUCGUGUUCCUGGUGAUCAUUCUCUCUUAGGAUAAAACUAACACUACAUUGAAAUAGUUAUGAAAUGCAAAUUUAUAACUGAAUGCCUUAUGUCAUGUAUUCAUGUAUCUCUGUGUGAUUAUUGUUUAUAUCAUUGUAGGAGUGUAUUACUGAUACUAGAUCAAAUAAAGACUUUAUUCAAA
This is a messenger RNA of Carassius carassius (crucian carp), 4093 nucleotides long. RefSeq names its product interleukin-6 receptor subunit beta-like. The coding region runs from base 175 to 2802 and encodes 875 amino acids. The record is from RefSeq and is a predicted model, not a curated record. Gene Ontology annotation, cellular component: signaling receptor complex; external side of plasma membrane. NCBI's taxonomy places the organism in Eukaryota, Metazoa, Chordata, Actinopteri, Cypriniformes, Cyprinidae. Gene Ontology annotation, molecular function: cytokine receptor activity; cytokine binding. The transcript has 16 exons. Gene Ontology annotation, biological process: cytokine-mediated signaling pathway.